This is a messenger RNA of Clarias gariepinus (North African catfish), 2457 nucleotides long. It is a transcript of the gene card9, whose product is annotated as caspase recruitment domain family, member 9. The record is from RefSeq and is a predicted model, not a curated record. Lineage: Eukaryota; Metazoa; Chordata; Actinopteri; Siluriformes; Clariidae. Gene Ontology annotation, biological process: regulation of apoptotic process; positive regulation of canonical NF-kappaB signal transduction. Bases 72 to 1748 code for a protein of 558 amino acids. The transcript has 12 exons.
UGAAGUCAGCCCUAUUACCAGUUUCAGUUAAGAAGUAAAGAUAGAAACAUCUACACAUUAGGAUACAAGCGAUGGCUGAUGGACCAAACGCUGUUGAGUUUGAUGACGAUGAAGAGUGCUGGAUGCAGCUGGAUGACUUCAGAAUGCUUCUCAUCAAAACCAUUGAGCCUUCACGAAUUAUACCAUAUCUGAGACAGUGUAGAGUGCUCAAUAGCGAGGAUGAGGAACAGAUUUACAAUGAUUCAAGUUUGGUUAUAAGACGGCAAAAAGUAGGUAUGCUACUAGAUAUUUUACAAAGGACAGGUCAUAAGGGCUAUGUGGCAUUCCUUGAGAGUUUGGAACUGGACUAUCCUCAGCUAUAUCAGAAAAUAACCGGCAAAGAGCCGUCGAGGGUUUUUUCAAUCCUUGUAGAUACUGCAGGUGAGUCAGGAUUAACCGAGUUUCUCAUGAAUGAGGUGACUCGGCUUCAGAAAACCCUUCAGGAUGAGCGUAAAGCAAGACUGGCAGCUUCUGCACGUGUUGCUGAGCAUGCUAACACAAUUCGCCAGCUGCAGACUCGUGAAUGCGAGCUUCGCAAACAGCAAGAACGUGUACAGCGUAUGCGUGGAGAAUGGGAACAGAUGUGGGACGAGGUACGGCACUUGAAGGAUGAGAAUUACAAAUUGAUGAGUGACAUGAACCGACUGUGUGAGGAGAAGAACAGCGCUCUCAUGUGUAAUCGGGACCUUCAACUGGAGAUUGAGAGGCUGAAGCACAGCUUAAUGAAUGCCGAGAGCAAUUCAAAAAUUCAACGAAAACGUACUAUUACCCUUAAAAAUGCUAUGGAGCAGAGGCCUAGCCAAGAAAUGAUGUUGGAGCUUCAGAAAGAGAAUGAUCUACUGCAGGCUCAAGUGCAGGAGCUUUCUUCCAAGGUUAAAAUUCCAGAUGAAAAUGAGAAACCAAUAACUGAGUCACUAGAAGAUAUCAAGAAGCAAACCCAGGCACAUCAGGAGCUGGUCAAUGAGCUUUAUGAAUUACGGAGAGAUCUACAUGAAGCUGAGUAUCUACGAGAUAAGUACCUGGAAAAGAAGGAUGAACUGGAACUAAUGUGUGAGAUUUUAAAGAAAGAUUCAAAAAUGUACUGCAAACGCAUGGAAGACAUAUUAAAGCAGCUGGAUGAAGUCAUUAAAGAAAGAGACAAGGCCAUUUCUUCACGAGAAGAGUAUCACGUGGAGAACUGUAAAAACCUCCAGGAUAAGGAUGGUUACCGCAAGCAGCUCCGAGAGAUAAGAGAACGUUACGAUGAGCUCCAGGUCCAGCUCUUCCGCAGUCAAGGAGAAAGUCUUGCUCUUCAAGCAAAACUCCGGAAACAGAACCACUGUUACAAAACACUAAGAAGUACAGAAGGGGACUCUUUUCAGGGCACCGUGGAGCUAAAAAGCCAGACAAGUGAGGAAGAUUUCAAGGAAACAUAUGACAAAAGUAUAAGUGAUGAUCCCCAAAGCCCAACCUCAGGGGAGUACAGUGUCUGCAUAAGUAUAAAAGACCCAUGCACCUCAGACAACAAGAAAGAAUCUUUUCGGGAGAGGAUGUUUACUGAGGAGGAACUGUCAUCCUGCCACUCACCCAGGCCGAGAUGCAAUUUUUAUUAUAGAAGGAAACGUGCCUUGAGAACAAAAGCCACUGUUAAAGACUGUGCUAAAGAGUGCACACAGUGUGUUCUGGACAACACCAGUGCCAGUGAUAACACAGACACAGAUGGGAUUUAAUAUAAUCCUACCUAGGAGGUGCCAUUUUGCAAAUAGACCGCAUGACCUACAAAGACUACAGAUUUAUUUUUGUUGUUGUCGUUGUUGUUAUUAUUAUUAUUAUUAUUAUUAUUAUUAAGUUGUUGUUUUUAAAUACAUUGCCAUUUGUGGUCAAUUUGAAAGCCAGUUAGUUGCACUAGUCUUACUGAGUUAAAACAUUUGACAUAUUAGAUAUCACACUGCCUGCUCAAAAAAAUUGCAGUUUGUAUUUUAAUAAACAAAAACUUAAAAGCAUUUGAUUGGAUAAUUACUGCACCAAUCAAUAUGCUUCAGCUGGCAACAAUUCCUUUAAUUCUAACUGAUUCAAGUUUGUAGGUUCCCAUUUUUUAAUCAUGCUAGAUUUAUCCUGUGGUUACUUGAAAGAUAUUACCAUGUUUCAAAAACUAUUGGCCGGCAUUAAGCAAAGUGAAUGACUAAGGUGAUGGCUGAAAAUACUGGAAAUGGAUUAAGAACUGCCCGACACUUCAUUUUAAUUUAUAAUGUUAAUCUGGUUUAUCUCAGCUAGCCAGCUAAUUAGAUUUCUUAGUUAGUUAGCUAGUCAGUUUUUGUUAAUUUAUGUUGUAAAUUUAUGUUAUAUGUAGCACCUUGGUGCUGGAGGAGUGUUCAUUUCAUCAUGUACUAAACUGUAUACUGUAUGGUUGAAAUGACAAUAAAAGCCUACUUGACUUGA